ACAUCUUCAAUAUUUUCGUUCGGGCGAUGCUCGUCGUGUACUGCGUAUAGAACUUUUAAUAUUUGCUUACUUCCGUAGGCUUAAUUUGGUGUCCAUUUAGUGCUUCAAACAGUUUCGAACUAAAGUUUACCUACUUUGAGUUGUGGGUAACAAAACAAGAUCAAAGAAAUCUGUUCACCUAUCAAUACCGCAAAGAUUGUUGUUUCUGCGUAUUUCCCUUUACCACCCAGUCUGGCAGUCGACAUCAGAGCAGCUUGUUGACAAACUUUGGCAGGGGCUUGUGUUUUGUACUAGGGAUAUCACUGUCUCUUUCAUCUGCAGCAGCUGUACACAACAAUCCAGUUCUCGCUACUUCGUUUGUGUGUGCGUGUUUACAAAAAGUAUUGAAUGACCUAAGAUUGUGAAGGGAGUAGAAAAUAGUGCACACUUUAAUUAUUGAAACAUCGAAAUUCCGUGUUUGAGGAUGCAACUGUGAAGUAGUUCGUAAUUUCAUUGUGAGUGAGAAAGUUCUGAGAGUUGAAGAAACUGUAGUCAGGUAAAUUCCGUCACUUGAGCUUGGGAGAGUGUUCAUUUGCAGUAACUUGCAAAAAGUGUGUCGAUAUGGCAGACAAAAGGUUAACGGAUGACAAAAGCCCAGAAAAUGAGGUCAGCAGUCCUACCGGAAGUACCUCCGGAUCGGGAAGCUGGUGGGGCUCCUGGCUGGAUACAGCCAAAUCCAAGUCAGCUACGGUAUUGGAAGCCGUCAAGAACGAUCUGACGGAACUAUCAACAGCAGUAAAAUCGGAAGCCACCAGUGCAACGGAGGCACUAGGCCGAACCCUCAGUCUUAACGAGCCCGAUUCCACGGUUGGUGCGAUGAAAAAGAGUUUCAGCUCAUUCCUGGGACAAGUAACCGAAGCGUUGGUGCCUUCGUUGGAGGAGGAGGAAGAGGCAGAGGAUGUUCUGAUCACGUACGAGGCAACCGAAACGAUGACCGGAUUCUACAAACAUUUGGCCGAUUUACAAUCGAUGGAGAACACUUACCUGGAGGAACCAUCGGACGAGCUGAGUGAGAAAUAUAAGCGCUGGAUGGAAGUAGUCGAACAGGAACAGUUUACGGAGCCGCUAUUAGCUCGACACUUGGACAGAAGCACUAUUUUGAACGAAAAAUAUGCUGCCUUCGUACCAAGUAAAGUGGCACACAUGGACUUCUGGAAGAGAUAUCUUUUCAAGAAAGCCUUGCUUGAAGACGCGAUGGCCAAUGCUGAACUUGCCGAACGGAAGGCCAAAGCAGCAAUUGCCUCAACCGAAACAGUUGCCCCACAAAAGGUCAUCGUGCAAACUGAUCAACCCAAGCGGACUAUCGAAGAAAAUAUCAUUCCGGAGGAAAUUGCCGCCUGGACGGAGGAGUUCGAUGCAUCCAACCUGGAACUAUCCGAGGAGGAACAAGCUCGCUUGCUGGAAGAAUACGAACAGGAAAUCAAGGAACGCGAGAAGUCCAUCGCCUACGGAAGGAUGGAACCGGUAGACGAAACUCUGCUCAUUCAAUCGGACAUUGAAAAGACUCCUGAAAAGAUGCCGCCAUCGUUCAAUACUUCAACUCAGCAGAAAAACGCAACGAAAAAAACUCAAUCGCAACCACGAAGUGCUGUUAGUAGAAAUAUCAUCCAACAAUCACAACCUGCAAAGGGUGGAAACCAGAAGACCGCAAACAGAACUGCAACCGCCGGCGGUAAGCAGAAGCCCUCCACCCCAGUGAAAGCGCAAAACGAGCUGACGAUUGAGAAGAAUCACUUCACGGGAGAUGAUGUUUCUUCCUCCAAUUCGGAUGAAAGCUGGGAGAAAGAGUUCGAUCUGGAAUGAGCGAGAUAACCAGUUUUCGGCAGCCGACUAAUUUAGCGUUUUUGAUGGACGGUGAGCAGUAGAGAUUUUCCUCCAUAUCCAUGGUUUUUAAGAUACUUGACGUUCUUUCAACUGUACAUUGAUGAACAAGAUUUUCGAAGUUCACUCUCAAACGAAUCAAGCUACUCCAUUGAAACGAAAAAAAAAGAUGUUUUGAUAACUUUGCACGGAUAGAGCUUAGCCAAUAGAUGAUGAGGCUGGAAUCCACAGAGAAGAGGGAGGAGAAAAAAACAUGCAUUUUUACAAAUCAGUUUUGUAAAUUUUAAAACCUUGAUAAACUUUCUUAAAUCAUCGUUAAACUGUUAAUUAAUGAUAGACAAUGUGUAAAAUCUGUGUUUAUUUUUUUAUCUCGUAUGAAUAAAAAUAUAUAUAUUUACUUUAAUCUUCAGGAAAUAGGAAAGCGUUCUAUACAUCCUACGCUAAAUCUUAGAAUUAUAUUUGAUUGAUGAAGAGAAGAAAAAAUUACAAACAUAGGUUACAUAACACGUGGGGGGAAAGAAACCCGUUGUAUUGUGUUUUUGUCUGAGAUAAUUAGUAGAAUGAUUUUAGUGUAAACUGUAUGAUAAUGCUACAGAUGAUAACCGAUAGAAAAAAGAACCGCAUGUGUGGUGAAAUUUGAUGAGGACGGUUCAACAUAUUUUCACUGUCAGAGUACAUGGUGAGCAAACAUAAACGACAUUGAAUAAUAUUUUACUACUAAUCAAA
Molecule: messenger RNA, 2586 nt
Organism: Toxorhynchites rutilus septentrionalis
Lineage: Eukaryota; Metazoa; Arthropoda; Insecta; Diptera; Culicidae
Product: BSD domain-containing protein 1-like
Exons: 4
Coding region: 601-1842 (413 amino acids)
Cellular component (GO): cytoplasm
Source: RefSeq, a predicted model, not a curated record